UCUGACUAAGAGCUCUCACCAGUUCCUCCCAUCACCUUAACAGGUGUCUAGUCAUGCCUCCAGACCCUGUGUCUGGACCAAGAAGUGUGGAAGGAAGCACUAAUGGGGAAACAAUGAGCAGGACCCAGCAAGGAAAGACCUUCCUCUCCCACCAUUUCCAUCACUCACUCCCCCCACGGCUGGGAUGGGGUAUGAUUUUCUCCUAUUUAAAACCAAGAAACAAGGAGGAGUGUGCCUCCAUUUCCAGUGUGCCUCCAGUCUUCCACUUCAGCCCAAAGCACUGUGCAUACAUUAAGGACCAAUAUUUGAAAAGGGCUGCCACAAACCUUACCUUCUCUAAGGAGGUGGUAUGGCAGCGAGGGCUGCCCAGCAUUCCUUACAGCCAGUAUAGCUUUGACCAUCUCUACAAUGCAGACAACAUCAUCCAGCCUCCCCAGAUCAGGAGGACCCGACAUGAGAAACCCAUCAGCUUCAAGUUCUUAAAUUCUGCUGGUCCCUCAGCAAGGGUCACUUCCAAGGUUGUGAAGACAGAAAGCUCGGCCAGUCUUAAGAAGCAGCUGAAGAAAUCAAAGCCAGCAGCAAGUGAACUCCAGGAAACACCUCACCUUCUCACCCGCCAUCCCCGCAGGGACCCAGACAUGCUGGAUCUGUCACUUUCUCCAGAUGUGAACCUGGAGAUGGAGGCCUGGCUUCCAUCUCUGGAGGAGGCCAGAGCCUGGGAAGCCAUCGUUCUAAAAAAGCUAAACAAGUGCACUGCCCGAUGGAUCCAGAACAAGUGUCCUCUAAGGCCUGGUGUAUUCCCCAACAAGUGGCAGAGCUUCCUGUGCCAGCAAUACGACUGGAGCCACAUCCGGGAUGAGUUCACUUCCACUAGUGACCUGGAGCUUUGGAAACAGCUGGAAGCAGAAGAGACAGUGGAACUUGAGGAUCAAAGUCUCAUCCUGCCCACCGGGGAAAAAAGGAAGCCAGAGCUGCUGCUUCCUGUUUAUUAUAGAUUGCCCAAUCACUUGCCACAAAUGCAGACAUGUGAAACUAUGCCUGACAAUAAGACCACUGUGGAUAUCAAUGAAAAGAGGAGUAUCUGCCAGCCCCCGAACCAGAGCUACUUCCGACAGGCGAAUCUCCGAGCUGGAAAGUUUGCUUACUCCACAGACAACACCUUUGAACAGGAGAUUUACUUUGAUAAAGUUCAGGUCAUCCACCAGAUUGGUGCAAAGAGAGACCAAAUUCUCCUGGAAAACCUCAAUCAGUAUAGCAAGCAGCUAUCUAAGGUCUUUCCUGAAACCCCAGAAAGGUGGACUUCCCAGCCAUUUCCAGAAGCAUCUCGUCGGCCUGUGAAAGGAUUCCCGCGCUGGACUGCUUUGCCCACCCCAGCCAAGGAUCUGCCGCUGCAGGUGGGUGAGGAGGACGUGCCCAUAAAGACCAAGAAACCAAAGAGGCAGGUGGAAUCACUGGAGGAGGAUGUGGCUUGGGAACUGGUGGCCCUGCGGAAGAUGCUGAAGGAGUGGAAAACCGCCUGGGCUCUACUCAUUGAGUGGCACCAUAAGACAGUAGAAGACCUGCUGCGGGGCUUGGUGGACAUGCACGAUGACAUUCGGAUCCAAGCCAUCAUCACAUGUGCCACAGCUGCUUUAGAAUGGCCCCAGAUGGCUAUUAGCCAGGCAGACUCAGACAAGGAGACUGGGAAAGCCCCAUUUCUCCAGGACUUGCCAGAGGUUCUGCAGCCUGCCCUGGAGGCUGCUCUUUGUGACAAAAGUGCCAGGGUGCGGAUGGCAGCAGCAGUAUGUCAGUAUGCCAUACGGUCACAUAAUCCCCUUGCCCGGGACAUCAUGCAGACUGCCCUUUUGAAGGGUAAUAGUGUGGACAGCUGGGCUGCAGCUCAGUGCUUGGCUCUGGAAGGUGCUGCCACUUACCCCGUGAUUAAGAGGAUCCUCCAUCAGCUGUUUAACAAGAAGAAUGAGGACACUGAGCAGCAGUCUUGUACACUCCUGAGCCAUCUCAGUGGGAAGACAACCCUGAUACACACCAUGCUUGCUGUGGAGCUGAAUAGUUAUCAAUGGAAGGACCGGAUUGUGGCCUGCCAUACUCUCUCCCAGAUCAGUGGAAACAUCAGUUUAGAUAUGAAAGGUAAGCUGAUCCAGCUGAUGUUGAGUGACUGGAGUAAGGAAGUGAGGACAGCAGCCGCCCAAGCUCUGGGGCAAAUGAGCCUCGGGAAAGAGGUGCAUGACACAAUCAGAGUCAGGUUGGGUCAAGGAAAUUGCCAGGAGCGUGUGGAAGCCCUCUCCCUGAUUGGUGGGCUCAAGCUCAUGACCGCCAAGCUUCUCCCAAGCUUCCUGAACUGCUUCUCUGAUGACUUCAUGGCAGUUCGGCGGGCAGCCUGUUUGGCAGCAGGUGCCCUGCAAAUCCGUAAUAAGAUGGUCCUUGAAUGCCUUCUGAAUCUGAUACAAAGAGAGCCAUACUGGAAAAUCAAGGCUUGUGCCAUUCAAGCUUUGGGACAGAUUGGCCUGGUGAGUCCCCAGCUGAUAGACCACCUGCUCUGGGCUAUCCACUUUGAAAAGUCACCAGGGGUACGACUGGAAGCUUGCCGUAGCAUCCUCGCCCUCAAACUUCAAGGGGACCGGGUCAGGGACACCUUCCUAGACGUGCUGCUCCUAGAGAACGAUGAUGCUGUUCUAGAGGAAAUUCACCAGGCAAUGAAGAUACUCCACCUAGAAUAUGAAGGAAACCAAGAAAUGCUUCAGAAGAUCAAGAACAGGAUUCAAACACUAAGCCAAAAGGACUUGAUGACACAGAAAAUAUUCAAGAUUGAGAAGGGCAUAAGAAAAGUGAAGGAGGAAGCAAAACGUGUUUACCUGCAACCCAAAGAGGGGCAAAAACCAUUGAAACUCCAUACUUUUCUCCAAGAAACUUUUCAGGAUGAGGUGGUGCUUCCUAGAAGAUCAUCUGAGAUUUGUGACACUGAAGCAGACAUAAAGCCUGUGAAGCCUCGUACACCAAAUCCCUGGUCACAGAGUCCAGUCCUGGGCCUAAAUGCAAGAAGCAGAGGUCGCUCACCACUUGUCAAAGAUCUACGCACCGUCCGGGAAAAAUGGAUUGCAAUGGGGCCAUUUGGAUCUGACAGCCCAGAUCUCUAGCUGGGUAAAUACUCAGAGACAUUUUUUUCCAGAGUCCUGUCCUCUUACCCUGGAAGGAAAGGUGAUUAUUUCUAGGAUGAGCCCUUCUCUUGCUCCAAGACACAGGCAGCAGUGGACUCAGUCACAUUCUGUCUCUUUAACUGAUGUUUUAUAAUCUCUUUGUCAUUAUGUUUAUAAAGAAAAAUCCAUCUAACAAUAGACCUGGCUUUUAAAUGUAUACCAUUUACACAGAGGGUUAAAGAAAAUUGACAUCACAUUAGGUGAUGAGCAUAUUUUUCCAUACCUCAGAAAAGUCAUAUACUAAAUAUAUGUCAGAGCUCCACAUUUUGCUAGAGUCAAAAUAUCGAAAGACCCAGCACUCUUUGCAAACUAUAUAAAGAGCACUCUGGAACCCAAACUAGAAUCCCAUUUGUCUAAAAAAGAAACAGCUUAGGUAAUUAAAAAAAAAAUCUACAAGUCUAGUCUUGUACUAGAGCAAGUUCUUUACAAGCCAGUGCAAUUAUUUUUGCCCCUUGCACUGUGUGGGUGGGUGUGAACACUAGCUGAACACUUUUAGAUCCCUGCAAAACAUUGCUGAAGUUUUAUAAGGCCAAUUAGCAAUUCUCAUAAGCCUCAAUGUACUUAAUGCUUUAAAGAUUCAGACAUGAUGGAAAAGUCUCACGUCUUUCUGUAUCAUAAGAUUCUGUAAGAAAAAAAUUGCCACAGAAGAGGAGAGAUCCAUAAUUCAAAGUGUGUGAGUCUAGCUUUCCUUCCUAUUGAUUGCUGUUUACACCCUAAAAAGCUUUGGGACAUUCAAUGAUGAUUGUAAAGUCAAUGUGAAUCUCUCCCUUUUUCUCCCUGGAAUCACGUCCUCCUCUUCUGGUGGCACUGUUCUCAUCAGAAAUAUAAAAAGCAAUAAUUUCUACUAUGAAUACCUAGCAGUUACGGAACAUGGAGGAAAAGGAACUUCAGGGGCUGUAUCAGCUGUGUAACAGAAAAUCUUCCCUUUUCCUGACUCAUGUAAUUCAAGUUUUAAUUUAUUAGUUUAAACAUUCCACCCAAGUGAAAUAUUAAUCCACAAAGUACCAUCACAUAUAUUAAAGUUAUUUCCACAUCUGUCAAACCUGAGGAUUCUGGGAUCUGGCUGCAUGAGGCAUUUGAGACAAUAAAUAAUUCUGUACAAGUACUUUCUCAGCCCCUCUAUCUUUGACCUUAAUGAAAGGGCUUCAUUGUGCACUCUGCACUGCUGGCAAGAACAAGAGAGCCAAGUGAACUCUCCAGUCAGUCAGUUAGCAAGGCAGAGCAGAGGGUAUGUUCGGCGGCUGGCACUGGGGGAGAUGUAGCAGCUGCAAAGAAAUGGCCCUUGUCCUCGAGGAGUUUAUAAGGGGUUUUAUAAGAAACACAUACAAGAACCUUUCAAAGACAAUAUGCUUAAUCUAGUGGGAA
Messenger RNA from Manis pentadactyla (Chinese pangolin), 4559 nucleotides. RefSeq names its product HEAT repeat containing 4 (gene HEATR4). The record is from RefSeq and is a predicted model, not a curated record. NCBI's taxonomy places the organism in Eukaryota, Metazoa, Chordata, Mammalia, Pholidota, Manidae. Gene Ontology annotation, molecular function: oxidoreductase activity. The transcript has 16 exons. The coding region runs from base 54 to 3134 and encodes 1026 amino acids.